GGGGACAUUGUUAGUGUCACCGUGAGCUGAGCAACCAAUGCCAAUGGCGAUGGAGCGCAGGCUUGCAAGCAUUGGUCCAGUAUGGUCCAGCAUGGUACACAAGCCUUAAAAGUCACAUUAAAAGCCUGCAAGAUGCAAACGACUAGCCCUUUGCCGACGAUGCAUAACAUUGGGAUGAUGUAACACCGUGGAAGAAUGGAGUCAGAAACUGGUGCGAACGAAGAGUGGUCGCCGAUACGCAAUGAGGGGGACCAUGCUGGGGAAAUGGUCUCUGUGCUUGCGGCAGCCGAAGGCGAGAAUGGUGCCCUCCUGGGACUGGCACGGGGAAUGAUCAUUCCGCUUGUGAAAGAUGACCUGAGCAUGUUGGGGGCCAGCCUGUUUGUCACGAGUGUCGCGCAGGAGGAAAAAGUUGCCCCCCCACCUCCACCCCAAGCCGCAAAGCCCCGGAUCCCCUCCAAGCAGAGCCCCCUGAGAAAGAUACCCAGUUCGAGCACUCUCCUCUCCGUUGCUGCCCGUGACAAUGCACCGGAGCGCAGCUCCAGCCAGCCCCCACAGAGCCGCGUCAACAGGUCCACGCCCCCAUCGAGACCCUCCAAAGCUCUCACCGAGAAGAGGGGGCUCGCCUCUUCCGGUGGGGCUCGUCUGCCAGCAAAAGGGCCCCCCCAGAAGGCGCUUCCUAUCGGCGUCACUAAGAGAAGUGAAAGUGUCGACGGCGCGGCUAAGGCUGAGAGUUUCCUGGCGAACCUCCGAAGUGGGGGCCUUGUUGGCAAGGAGGACGGCACCGAUCUGGUGUUCACUUUCAGCGACGACAGUGAGGACGAGGCCUCGGCGGGGGAGUCGCUCCAGAGCGAGAUGGAGCGCGUUCGGCAGCAGCUGCAGAAACUAGAGGGCGGGAGGAAUGUCCGCGAGGGUAGCGUUCCUGCCGAGGAGAGCGAGAGCAGGAGUAACGGGGGGAGGCCCGAAUCGGGGGGGGGGAACCCAGGGCCCUUGUCCCGGUUUGCUGGGAGACUGGGGCCUCUGAAAGGGUCGUUAGCAGUCGGGGGCAAGGGGUUGGUGGUGUCAGUAAUAGGGGGCCAGAAACCAGGGCCAAACACAAAGAUUGUGGCGAAAGCGGUGUCCGUCGAGACAGCUCUUGAGGAGAUGCGGAGAAAGGUGGCGUCAAUGGAGCAGGAAAUGAAGCAAACGAGCAAGGGGGGACGGCCCGCAACCCCCCCAGUCGGCCAGAAACGGAAAGCGGUCGCGCAACCUGUUGGGGUCAAGGAAGAGAACAAGCGGCCGGCCGGGGGGAGUCCCCAAAAAGUUGCAACUGGAGGUGGGGCACCGGGAGUGUUCGCUCGGUUAGGGGAAGUGAAGGCUGCGCCAGGCGGGGUGGUAUCCCCUAAAACAGUAGUUGGAGUGUCGAACUCCAGCAAAGGUGGUGUGGGUGAGAAGGGGUCAGAAUCUUUGCCGCGGGCUCCCCAGAAGAAACAGACUGUGCUACCGCAAAAGGGUCAAGGUGUGGACGAUGGGUCCCGGACAGGAGUCGGCAUGGUGGAAUUGGAGAGGGGGAAUCCCAAUCCUAAGUCCAAACACAAGCCAGACGAGCCUCAAGGCCCAGUCGCAGUUCCUGCAGCCAAACCAAGCACCACGCUGAUGUCACAGACGGGAAUGAAGGAACUGAGGUCCGCCAAUGUUCCGGCCCCUCUCAAAGAGCCUCUCGAAGGGAAAGGCGCUGCAGAAUCUGGCCGAGCCAGCCCCCCAAAACGGAAAGCCUCCCCUGCUGACGUCUCCCGCCCCCCGCUCAAGCAGCCAAAGCUAGAAAAGGAGCUUACUGGGGUCGCUCUGCAGGCAGCACCCGACGGCGCAACCGCAGCUCCGUUGGGACCCAGGUCCCCUUCGAAGCCUAUCUCUACCCCUCAGGGAAUUACUUCUGGCGAGCCCGCUCCAUCUGUGCCCAAAACCUUGGCCCCCGUUCCAGCGGAGCUGUCAGCAGCCGCCGGUGCGUUGGUGCCGCUCGAGCUCGGGGUGACGUCAGCGGAGCCGGGUGCGACGUCAGCGGAGCGCCAGCUGGCGGCGCUGGCCCAAGAAGAGGAGCGCUGCUGGGCAGGGCUGCGGGAGGGGGAGGCGGAGGCGGCGGAGUGGGGGAGGAAUCGGGAAGAGUUGCAGAGGGCCCUUUCCGAGGCAGAGAAGGCCGAGCGGGAAGCGAGGGAGAGGGUUCUGGUGAUGCGGGAGAAGUUGGAGGCGAACCGGCGGCUACGGGUGGAGCUCGAACUGCGGGACAGGAUGGAGAAGCGGCUGCGGCAGGUGCGUGGGAGGGGGCAACGAGAUGGCGGGACGGAUGCACAAGAGAAGAGGUUAGGUGCAGGAAAUGGUGGUUUGCGGAUCGAGGAUGGUGUGCGGCAGGCAGUGGAGGCGAGAGAGGGGUUAGCAGAGGGGUUAGCUGAGGUUUUAGUGGUGGCCGCCUCGGGCGCGGGUCCCGGAAUCGCAACUGGGGGGGACGGUGCAGUCUGGACGCAUGAGGAGCAUGAAGGGGGGUAUGUGGUGAGCCAGCUGGAAGAGCGCGAGCCGCGCGCAGAACCGGCCAAUCACGUUAGCGGAUUGCCAGAAAAGGCAGGCGUCUCAGGUGGUGUUUCAGAAGUGGUUUCCAGGGACGAGGGGGCGGCAUCUCGGGGGGCAAUUGUUUCAGUCAAGGAGCUGACUGCCGAUAGGCGGGGAGCGCACGGAGCGGCCCGAAGGCAUGCAUCUCCAGAGGCUGCGGGAACGUAUGCAGCUUUGCCAAGCGGUGCUGGUGAGACGAAGCAGCGUGAAGUUCCGGGGGGGCUAGCGGUUGGGGAUCCAGUUACCGUGGCCUCAGUGCCGGAGUUCGAAAGAGACAUCGCGGACGGCCGAAAAGCGCCCGGGGGGGCAAUCUCCGGGGAGACAGCGCACGGAGAAGGAGCCACUGAGAGGCGUAGUUCGAGUGCGGAUCUGCGGGGGGGUCGAGACGUCGGUGCGCCAGACCGUGUCGGCGAGCAAGCCCCUGGUGCAGGUGCCCCCGGGCAGAAGGGAGGACUUAGCAAGGGACUGAUGGAGAGCCCGGUAGACUUGGCCGGGACGGAUUUGCCUCAGCCUAUCGGAGGGGAGUCGCCGGAAGGUUCCGCGUUUUUAGUCGUAUCGAGCUCGGAGGCGCGGAAGGGGGAGCGGGAAGGAGGGAGCCAAGGGGGAGCGGAAGGUCUAAGAGUCCAAGCAAUUGCAGCGGGAAUGCACGUUUUCGUGGAGUCCGCACAACCAGCGGCAGAGAGCGGCGCACGCUUGGGCCAAGUAGCAGAGAAAGGGGCUCGUGCAGGGGGGCAAGAAGUAGGGAGAAAACGUCCCCCUGAGAGUGACGGGAAAGCGCCGGUUCGGUAUCGGGUGGAGGCGGACGGCCAUCUGCCGAAGAGGUUGAGAGGGGAGGAGAAGGAGGGGCCGAGUGAGGCGGAUGGUGAAAACGGGUUGGCUGCGAAGGAGACGACCGCGCGGAACGAUCCAGCUCUUACUGCCGAUGUGCUCUCAGAGCCUCUGCCUGAAUCAAUUCCAGCGCUUGCGUCAAGCGCCUCGCUCGAAGUGGAGCCAACCCCCAUUGAGGCAAGCACGUCGACUUCUCCGCACCACAGCAGCUUCGAAGUCAGGGGAGCAUCUCCGAAGUGCGGCUCCGAACCAGCCCCCAAGUCCGUUAAUCCAUCGAUGCCUGAUACACCGAGUUCCUCAAAAGCCCCCCAAUCCGCAGAGGCUCUAAAUCUGGACCCACGGCAAAACCUCAAACCGUUGGAUGCGCCCAAACCCCCAAACCCGCUCCAAGAGCGACUUGCCACGCUGCUGGCCGAAACCGCUCCCCCGGGGGGUGCUUUCACAGGGGCGCUCACAGCCUUCCGGUCGUUCCGGCUGACCCCCCAGUACGGAACGGUUUGGGGACGGAAGCUUGAGUCGCUGACGUGGAGCAACGCCGUGCUUCCAAACUGGCCGCUGUGUGCGACGGAAGUAUUGUCCGGGCGGUGCAGCGAGAAAGGGUGCGAGUAUCAGCACGCCCGCGACUACGUGCUGAAGGAGAAGGGGCUGUUGGCGCAACUUCGAGGGUACGGCGCGGCAACCGACACCCUGCGAGGAAAAGAUACCGAAAACAAGGUCACGACUCUUGAAGAACGCGCCGCGCAAGUGGUGCAACAAACCUGGCGAAAGGGCAUCACGGCCCCGUUCCUGGUCGAGCCAGCACUCAAAAAGUGGAACGAAGCGCCCAUUCCAAUCUACCGCGUCGGCAACUACCUGAUGGACCACCGAGAAAGGCCCCUCCCGAGCGGCCGUGGUUUCAGCACGCCCCGCGCCGUCGCCUCCCCGGUUCUGUCCCCCGGGCUUGUGCGGCCGGUCACUGCGGGCAUGCCGUUUAUAGGCGAACUAGAGCGGGAGGACGACGGGACUGCGCCGUCGACGUGGCGGUACUGGGAACGGGUGGAAGCGGUAGAGAACGGGGACGGGAACGAGUCCUGGGAGGAGGCUCUUCAACGGGCUUUGGACAUCGUCGACAACAAUCUGGAGACCCGAAACACCGAGAAGCUGGACCAGGCGCUGGCGAUUUUAGCCCGCGCCCUCGAGGGGAACCGGCAGGUGCCCUGUCUCUGGGCCGUGUAUCUGGAGCUCUUCAUACGGAGGGCCAAGGACGACCAAGAAGCUGUGGAGAUGAUGGAGGCAGCAGUCCGCUUCAACCCUAGCUCUUACGCGCUGUGGGUCUUCUACCUCAACACUCGAACCACUCUCGAAGGCAAGCUUCGCAUCUGCCAGCGCGCGUGUUCUAGCAUAACCUCCUCCUUAACCACGCGGGUUAAGGAGGACAGCGACCCUGUUAACCUUAGCGCAGCCCUGUUAGACCUCACUCUCCGACAACCGCACCUCCAUUCAGAAUCAGGCGACCAUCAAGCGGUUAUCGCCGAAGUCCAAUCAUUGCUCGCGCAAGCAACCGCAGAUGCGCCGUCGCACGAAACACAAGUAGAAAACGCCGGGCGUGUGUUUCUGAGUGGCCUAACCCCCUCGGAUAGUGUCGUGCUGUGGGUUAGUUGCGCGCAUUUGCUAGCAUACGGAGUCUUACCGAACUGCACCUCCUCUAGGCUCGGCUUCGCGCAAGUCUUGGUGUCUCCAGAAGAAACGUGGCUUGACCAGUCUAGGCUUGAACUCAUCCGGGGGUCAGAGGUGGCCGUUUUACACGUCUUUCAAAUCGCAGCCAACGAAUUUAGUUUCAGAGCGAGCGAAAGCAAGGGCGGGUCUGAGGAAGCGACGCACGCGUGGCGGCUGGGUCUCCAAUCUUUGGCGAGCCAUAGCGUAUCUGUCACGGGGCUCAUAUUGGGGGUUGACCAGGCGCUCGCGGUGUGUGACCAGCUGUUAGAAGUUUACCCGGGGCAUACGGACUUGGCAUACAGGCGCGCAACGAUGCUAUUGCGGACAACGCCCGUGAGCGGCCAAAACGGACGUCCGGAAAAGAAGAGCGACGGGGAGGUCAGCGAGGCGCUCAAGAGCUUGCUCCCCAUAGCGGAAUCGCUCAACGGAACGGAAUCAGCAACGGAAGCGGAGGGCGACCAGUACCUAGCGGUUCUGAGAUGCGCCGAGCUGCUGCGAGAGUGGACAUCAGACGAAGCCGCGUUGCGGUUUCUGCAGCGGACGCUACACGGGUCGCCGAAAGACUGCGUGGAGGCUCUCUGCUGUUGCGCUCUAAAGGCGUCUCUCGAAGGCGACCAACUUCAAGCCAACGAGUUGGCGAAGUCGCUGGAAGCGCUCGCGCAGUCGCGCGAACACGUCCGGCUCGUCGCGGAGCAGCGCGCGACAUUCGCGGCUGACGUCACCUCGGACGUCGCGCUGGCCGCGCUGACGUCACUCUUGCCACGUGGCUCGGGGGGGGCUCGGUGGCCCGCCCUCGAGCUGCGCCCUUUGGCGCCCCCUUGGGAUGACGUCACGAGCGAGGGCUUGAGAGAGCAACUCCGUCACGCUUGGUGGAACAAGACCGCCUGGGACUACUCUUUGGUGAACCACGUCAUUUCCGCAUGGCUGCCGGAGAUCAAAAGCCUCCUCAACGGACGCGGGGGUGAGGUUUCGCCGGAAAGAGUACAAGAAUUAGUUGCCGCUCUAGAGCACCUUUUGCGGUGCACCCCUGGAAACGUCGCCCUCAGCUUAGCAAGCGGCAAGCUUGGGCUAAAGAGUAGUUCCGACGGGCCCGCAAUUCGGGCUGAGCUAUUUGAGUCGUGGAGCAUCCCGCUCGUCUUCGAGGCGUUGGUUCUAGCACAACCGAGAGCCGAAAGUGGGUUAUGGGACGAGUUGGCGAAACGCUGUAGAGAGGCGGGAGAAGAGAGGGCUGCGGAGGAGCUUCGCUUGGGCGGGGAGGGCUGCAACGGCAGGACGACCGGAAGCCUCAGGGCGUACGGCAUGAAGGGUCGUUUCCAGUCUGAGAUGGUACUUGAUGAAUUGUUGAAGAUUGGUUGUCGUCAAAGCUUUCUGGAGCCGCUCAAGAAAGAGAUCAAGCAUCCAAGAUCAAACGGCAAAGCGAACAAAAGAAAUCAUGACGGCCCGCUCAGGCAAGGCGUCGUUCGUUCAUCGAAGGGCUAUAGGGCGGGCGCGGCCACUCGCUACCACUAG
Molecule: messenger RNA, 6609 nt
Organism: Klebsormidium nitens
Lineage: Eukaryota; Viridiplantae; Streptophyta; Klebsormidiophyceae; Klebsormidiales; Klebsormidiaceae
Source: the annotation of a GenBank genome assembly